AUGUACUCCUCCUCCAACACUUUCCUGGGCGGCGCUGCUGGCGGCCGCCCAGGCCAACAGCAACAGCAGCCACAGCCCUCGCCUUUCGGACAGCAGCAACCCCUUCAACAACAACAAAAUAUGUUCUCGCAGCCCGCACUGGCGCCCCAGGCAACCGGAUUCCCAGGUGGACCAAUGCAGCCUCAGUAUACUGGAUUUCCCGGUGCUGCCGCUCCUCAACCUCAACCGCCCAUGCCCGCUCUUGGCCACCUGUCGCAAUCGCAUCUGCAGCCGCAGUACCCUUCGCAGACGGGCUUCCCUGGCCAGAACCAGCAAUCGCAGUUUCAACAACAGGCGCCACCGCAGCAGCAGCAGCAGCAACAACAACCUGCUGCCCCGCAGUUCCCAGCGUCGACGCCUUCGAUUGCCGUGCACAAGACCUCCGCGCAGAUGGCUCAGUCUUUCCAGGAAGUCGAUGGUUCUUCUCGGCCAACUCCGCCGCCCAAGACUGGCGGUUCGAGAAUUCCGAGCAUCAGGCUUUCGUUCAUCACUGCGCAGGACCAGGCCAAGUUCGAGCAACUUUUUAAAGCGGCCGCUGGGGAAAAUCAGACAUUGGACGGUGACAAAGCUAGAGAUCUGUUGAUGCGGUCCAAGUUACCUGGAGGCGAAUUGUCAAGAAUAUGGGUCUUGUCCGAUACCACAAAGUCGGGCCAGUUGUUUUUCCCGGAAUUUGCGCUCGCCAUGUACCUUUGCAACUUGCUAUUGACGCAAAAGGAAAUCCCAGAUGUGCUACCAGAGAAGAUCAGAAAUGAAGUGUCCAGCAUGGUCGAUAUUAUAUCUUUUGGAGUUCCUGACAACCACUCUCCAGCGCCAUCGUCAAAUGUCCCCCUCAUGCAGAACUCGGCCACCCCCCCGGCGCCUCAACAACCCCAACCCCAGCAACCGUCGAAUACCCAAUUGCUCAAUCAACUCACGUCCCAGCCUACAGGUUUCUACAACCAGGCAGCCAACCUUCAAGUUCCCGGUGGAUACUCUGGUUCAAGCUUGGCACCUCAACAAACGGGUUUCCUAGGACAGCCUCAAGCGACUGGCCUUUUGAAUAACCCGCAAGCCGCUGGGUACACUGGGCCGCGCCCUCCUAUGCCGCCAAUGCCUGCUGGGUUUGGAUCGAAUUUGUCACCUUCGCAGACCGGAAUGACCGCAUUGCAAGCACAACCAACAGGAAUUCCCGGUCAAUGGGGGUUCGUCAACGCUCCCGCUACUGGCCUGCCAAACAUCGAAGCUCUGAAGCAGCAGCUAAUGCCCCAGCCCGGCCGCGAAGGCGCCUUCUCUACAGCUGGGCUUUCGGGCAAUGCAACAAUUCCCUGGGCUGUCACAAAAGACGAGAAGAAAAUCUACGACCAGUUGUUCCGCGCUUGGGAUGGUCUACACAAAGGUUAUAUUGGCGGUGAGACUGCCAUUGAGAUCAUGGGACAAAGUGGCAUGCCAAGGGAUGAAUUAGAGCGCAUCUGGACUCUCUCCGAUCCUCACAACCGAGGAAGAUUGAACAUGGAUGAAUUUGCAGUCGCAAUGCAUUUGAUUUACCGGAGAUUGAACGGCUACCCCGUUCCCAAUCGCCUACCUCCAGAGCUAGUCCCGCCAUCGACAAGAAACCUGAACGACUCCAUCGGCACGGUGAAGUCGCUUCUCUCGCAGGAUGCGGAAACUCGGAAAACCACUGGUGCCUUCCUCCAGCCCCAAAAAACCGGUGUUAGCUACUUGAAAGACCACUCAUUCCGUGGCGGCGCUACAUCUCCAGGAGCCAGCCGCCGUGAUGCCACGCUUUUCAAGAACAACGAUGAGUUUGUGGGCUACAAGUCUAGCGCCCGUCGUCGACUUGGAAAUGAAGGCAGGGCGCCAUCUCCAGCAACAUCGCAGACUUCAGAGAAAUCCGAGGAUGAAAUGACUGUGGACCAAUUGAAGAAGAAACUCCGCGAGACAAAGGUUAUGCUUGAUGCGGUUGACUUCAGAGAUCAGAACCAAGCAGAGGAAGACGACGCCUCGGAACGCAGGGACAGACGCGAGGCAGAAUCCAUGAUGGAUCGUAUUCGACGUGUCCAAGACGACAUCGACACUGACCCAAAUGCUGCUUUCCGUCAUGUUGACUCGGGGGCAGAGCGUAGGGCUCUGCGUCGCCAACUUCAGUCUUGCCAGGAUCAAAUCCCCGAGGUUGCAUCCAAUGUGCGCAAGGUAGAGAGGGCCAUCGCCGAAGCAAGACUCGAACUCUUCCGCUUGCAGGAUGCCAAGGCCAACCCGAAUAGUGCUCUGAAUAUUAUCGGAACAGGUCCAGGUGGUGCCAUCACUGAAGCUGACCGAAUCAAGGCUCGUGCUAGAGCUCGUAUGCAGGCGCGUGCUGCUGAGCUGGCUGGACGCCCGAUCCCUGCUUCGGACGACGAGGGGGCAUCCACUCGCCGUCUCGAGGAGGAGAAUGUCAAGAUCAAAGCAGAACGUGAGCGAAACGAGGCCAUGACAAAGGAUGUGGAGGAAAGCGUCAAAGAUUUCUCGGCAAGUCUCGAAGAUAGCUUGAAAGAGGGAACUGAAAACUCCACUCGUGAGCACGAGAGACGCCGAUGGGAAGACGCUUUGGGAGUGGAAGAUAUUAUCAGGGAUUUGAUUUACGAUCUGCAACGUGGUGGUCGGACUGCCAAGAUUCGUAAAGAAGAACAACGAAAGCCUUCUCAACCUUCUGAGCCGGUAUCAGCAAGCGCCGAGCAACCGUCUCGGCCUUCCCCACCUCCAUCAACAGAUUCGGCCGGAUCCUUGGCUGGGCUCACUCACCAGGAACGUGUGGCUUCUGCUAGGGAGCGCGCGCAGAAACGCAUUGCCGAGCGAAUGGCCGCAGCUGGACUCAAGCCUAACAAUGGAGGCGACACCUUGCUACAACGUCAGGAGCGUGAGAAGAAGGAGCGCGAAGAGCGUCUUCGAAAGGCAGAGGAAGAAGACACCAAGCGAGAGCAAGAAAGACAACGUCGUCUGGCAGACGAACAAACCCCGGUGCCUUCGGCAGCGAAAUCUGCAGGGAAAAAGCCUCCUCCAGCACCUCCCUCGCGUAAGAUCAAGCCAGAUACCACAGGUAGUGAGGAAACGGCCAAGGCAGAAGAACUUGCGAUCAAAGAACAAGCUAUUCGGGAAGAGCAGGAAGCACAGGGGGCGGAAACAAAGCGACUUGAGGAGGAGGCCCAUCAGAAGGAAGACGAGUUGCAACGAGAACGGGAUGAACAUGAGGCUCGUCUCCGCGCUCUCGAGGAGCAGGUCCGCCAGGGAAAGAUCAAGAAACAGGAAGAGAAACGACGCAAACAAGCGGCUGAGCGAGAGGCAAAAGAAAAGGAAGCCCGAGUUGCAGCUCAGAGGGCAGAGCUGGAGGCAGCCAAGGAGCGUGAACGUCAGCUUCAACAUGAACUCGAAGAACUCGAAGAGCAAUCUUCGUCCGACGAUGAAGAAGGACCAGUUGAUAUCACCACCCCCCAGGACAGCACUCCAGCUCAAAGCCAAGUUCUGCCAAGUGCGGCUCCACCUAUACCAACGACAAUCGACAGGGAAGCAAGCCCAGAAAGCGAGCACCCUCCUGCCGAUAGCCCCGAGAUAGUUGUGACCGAGUCAAAGAAUCCCUAUUUCCGGUCAUUGAGCCAGACUACUGAAGUGCCUCCACAAGAUGCAUCUCCGGCCCCAAUCGCGCCCCCUUCGCCGGAAGUCCAAUCUACCAAUCCUUUCCAUCGACUUGUGCAACAACAGGAAACCGCGAAGCCCACCGCCAGUGCGCCCGCAGCCAUCCCAGGCCCCUUGGCUAGUAAGACUCGUACGCGUCCAGAAAUGGAUGACGACUGGUCUGCUGGCGAGUCAGAGGACGACGAUUCCGACGAAGAUGAUGAGCGUCCAGGGGGUGGAAGCGCCAAGCAGCUUGCCAGCAUUCUUUUUGGUACGAUGGGACCUCCUCGGCCGCUGAGUGCAACCGAUGAACAGAAACCUGCUACUCCUCCUCCUGCUCAAGAAAGCAGUCCUCCUGCGGCCGCUCCGCCACCACCACCACCACCUCCUCCUCCCCCAGCUUCUGAUGCUGAAACCGCUGGUGGACCGCCAUCAGCGCCGCCUCCACCUCCACCACCUCCUCCAAGUGGAAUGGCACCUCCUCCCCCGCCGCCGCCGCCUCCAGGUGGUACGGCACCCCCUCCUCCCCCUCCCGGCCCUCCUGUUGCCGUUGGUGGUGGAGGCCCUACGGAUCGCGGUGCUUUGCUAGCAUCGAUCCAAGCCGGAAGGGGAUUGAAAAAGGUAGAAACCAAGGACCGCAGCUCAAGCUCCCUUGCUGGCCGUGUACUGUGA
Messenger RNA from Talaromyces rugulosus, 4335 nucleotides. RefSeq lists its product as uncharacterized. Gene Ontology annotation, cellular component: cytoplasm; plasma membrane. Bases 1 to 4335 code for a protein of 1444 amino acids. Gene Ontology annotation, molecular function: actin binding; calcium ion binding. The transcript has 5 exons. Lineage: Eukaryota; Fungi; Ascomycota; Eurotiomycetes; Eurotiales; Trichocomaceae. Gene Ontology annotation, biological process: endosomal transport; endocytosis. The record is from RefSeq and is a predicted model, not a curated record.